UUUUUCAGAUUUUCAAAAACCUCAGAUUUUGAAGAAGAGGGUCUGCAUCGGUUCAAAACUUGAACUUUGGACCCUCCUUCAUUCUCCAAAAAACACCAUCGGCAAUUUUUAGUUUUUUAGUCGCAGAAACAAAGCGCGGCGGGACUCUGAAAUCUCUCCCUCUCUCUCUUACAAGCUUGAUGUAGAAAGAGAAAAAUAUAGUUUUCUUUCUCCAAAAGCCACGAACCAUGAUUCUCAAUCGGGGUGCAUGCUGUUUUGAUCAAUUCCUUGGUGGAUUGUUUAUGAGAGAGAUCCGUGUCUAGAAAAUGAUGAGUAAUGGUGAUCCAUUGGAUUUGUAUAAGCUUUUCAUGGUGGUGAAGGAGAAGGGUGGUUAUGAUGCUGUUUGUAAGAACAAGUUGUGGGAUUUGGUGGGGGAAGAAUAUGGGUUGGGUGUGAAGGUUGGUUCCUCUGCUGAACUUGUUUAUAGUAAACAUUUGAGUUCUCUAGAGGCAUGCUUAAAGAAUGCUACUGAUGGUAAGUUCCCUGAGUGUGGUUUAAUAGAUGAUAGAGUUAAGUUUCACAAGCAUUUGAUGGAGGCGCAAGCUGAAUCCUUGUUGGAUGACUCUGGUGAGGAAGAGGCGGGGGAUGAACUCGAGAGGAUAGUGUGUGACUGUAAGGAUGGGAGGAAGUUGUGUGGUAGUAAUAGAGUGAAGUAUGUGAAACCGGAGUCAAAUGUGGCUGAACUCGAGAGGGUAUAUGAGUAUUUAGAUGAAACGAAGUCGUGUGUUAGUGAUAGUGUGAAGGGCAAGAAAUCAGAUUCUAAUGGGGAUGAAUUUGAUAAUGUAUGUGACUUUCUAGAUGGGAGGGAGUUGUGUGAUACUAAUAGGGUGAAGGGUGUGAGUCCAGAGUCUAAUGGGGACAAGAAAGUUCAGAGCAAAGGACUUGUUGAUUUGGAUAUGCUGGACAAUGGGACGGAUGAGCAUAUUAUCAGAAACUUGUGCAGUCUUAAUACUGAGAGGAAUAUACUGGAAGAGUUUGAUGGGGGGAAAAUAUUAACUGUGGAUGCAUCUGAUGCAGAGAGCAACAUGCCUAGAUUGUCGGAUGGAAGCAAGUGCUGUGAUAAUGAUGAUGAUGAUGAUAGUGAUGAAGUCUUGAUAUUGGAUCCAUCUGGUGUUGACAAAGAGAUAUUUGGUCGUAAGAGGAAGAGAGAGUCUAAGUCAGAAAUGCUAAGUUGGAUUACUAGCAUUGCUAAAAAUCCUUGUGAUUCCACAGUCGGUUCGAUUCCUGAAAAGUCUAAGUGGAAGUUUUACAGUAGUCAGGAGAUCUGGAAGCAGGUUUUGUUGUUUCGAGAAGCUGUCUUUCUGAAGAAAGAUUUUGAGACAACCAGUGAACAGCUUAAUUGGCAGGGACAGAAAAUGCAUCCUUCUAUGUAUGAUGAUCGUGUUGGGGCAAUGUACAAUCUUAGACAGAGGUUGAAAUGUGACAAGAGAGUUUUAUUGGGAAAAACUACAUCUGGAGGAGUCUCCUUAGCUUCAUCUGGAGGAACACAUGUGGAUUUGGAGAGGACCCCAAGUUCUCAUGCUGAAGAUCGUGCUGAGAAAUUGUUACCUGACUCCGGUACUGCUCACUCAAGCCUUGAUAGAUGUGCCAGAGUGCACAUCCCUUUGGGGCCAAACCAUCAAGCUGAAGUGCCAGAAUGGACUGUCAUAACUUAUGAGGUUGAUUCAAAGUGGUUGGGGACCCAAAUAUGGCCUCCAAAAACUGUAAAUUCCAAAUGUCGUCUUUUUGAAAGGGACCCCAUUGGAGAGGGAAGACAAAAUUCAUGUGGCUGCCAAGUACAAGGUUCUGUUGAGUGUGUCCGGUUCCACAUUGCUAAGAGAAGGGCUAAAGUUAAGUUGGAAUUGGGUGAGGCGUUUCACCAAUGGAAUUUACAUAAGGUAGGUGAAGAAGUUGGGGGUUCAUGGACAGAGCAAGAAGAGAAGAAGUUCAAAGAUGUGGUGAAAUCAAACCCUGCUUCACUUGAUAAAUGUUUUUGGGAUCAUCUUUUCAAAACAUUUCCUAAGAAGAGCAGAGAAGAUUUAGUCAGCUACUAUUUCAAUGUCUUUCUUUUGCAGCGCAGAGCAUAUCAGAAUAGGCAUACUCCUGAUAACAUUGACAGUGAUGAUGAUGAAUCAGAAUUCACACCAUUGAGGAAAGUUUUUGGACAUCAAACACCAAAACCUCGCAGCUUCACCUUGUUAUCCCCCAAAAAAGCCACAUUCAAAAGGGAAAAUAACAAGUGAACCUCAGUCAUAUCCUGAGCUUCAUUGAGAAUGUGAAUCAACAAUUUUGUGCGUCUUCACUGCACCAACUUUCAGUAUCAAUGGGUCUUUGUCUCCUAGCUUAGAAUUUUAAAUCACCCUUGAUUUUGGGGAGUAAAAAAAUGUAACUUUAAAGUUUGGUUUGGUGUUGGGUUAAUUUAGGAGAGAUGAAUGAUGUUUUUCAGAAGCUGACAACCAUGAAGAUCCGACUGCUAAGAAGUUGGGGGUUGCUUUUAGUUUACAUGCUUCCAAUUUUGAGACAUCCCUUCUGUCUGUUGGCAGUGAUAUGUUGCAGCUACAGGUACUGUUGCACAUUUUAUUUUCACCAGGUUUUGACAAGGGUUACUUAAAGUUAAAAGAACAGCAUAUGGAAUAUAUAGAGCAACAUUUUGUUAUAGAGUUUCAUGAACAAAUGCAGUGAAGUGUUAUUUAAAUUUCAACCUUUUUUCUGAUGCGAAUUUCUAUUUGAAUGUUUCUUGCAAUGCUAUGUAGAUAUUGUUUUUAGAUCAGGUA
This is a messenger RNA of Glycine soja, 2792 nucleotides long. Its product is annotated as AT-rich interactive domain-containing protein 1-like. The transcript is spliced from 3 exons. Lineage: Eukaryota; Viridiplantae; Streptophyta; Magnoliopsida; Fabales; Fabaceae. Gene Ontology annotation, molecular function: DNA binding. The coding region runs from base 306 to 2261 and encodes 651 amino acids. The record is from RefSeq and is a predicted model, not a curated record.